Molecule: messenger RNA, 1454 nt
Organism: Maniola jurtina (meadow brown)
Lineage: Eukaryota; Metazoa; Arthropoda; Insecta; Lepidoptera; Nymphalidae
Exons: 1
Coding region: 42-842 (266 amino acids)
Source: RefSeq, a predicted model, not a curated record
CAUUUACACUCAUCACAUACAAAUUAUACUACUUACUCACCAUGGAAGAGUCAAAUGAGUGUGUCUGUAAAGUUUCUGUCAAAGUGCCACCCUUUUGGCUUUCAAAACCAGCCAUGUGGUUUGCCCAUAUAGAGACCCAGUUUAGAGUACGUGGCAUUACUGCGGAUCAAACCAAAUAUGACCAUGUAGUGUCUAACCUGGAUUUAAAGGUAAUGUUAGAGGUGGAGGACAUAAUCACCACUCCCCCACAAGAGAACAAAUAUGAACAUUUAAAAGCAGAAUUAAUAAGGCGACUUUCGGUGUCUGAGGGACAACGUGUCCGUCAACUAUUAACUGAAGAAGAACUGGGUGAUAGAAAACCAUCCCAGUUUCUACGGCACCUGCGCUCUUUAGCAGGAAAUACAUUGACUGAUGAAGGCAUUCUCCGACAGCUGUUCAUGCGUCGACUUCCUCUCCACUUGCAAACCAUACUAGCAGCCAGUGCCGACCCACUGGAUGAUAUUGCUAUGCGUGCAGAUAAAAUAUUGGAGGUCGCUCCCAGCAUCACAGCAGCACCUACACAGGUAAGUGUGAAUGCUGCUGCUGCAUCAGGCGCACCAAAUGAUCCUUUGGGCCUCCAUGCUUUUGCAGCCCAGAUGAAAGAGUUAACAGUUAACAUUGCCGCCCUUACUAAUAAUUCACGCUCCGGGCGUAACAGGAGCCGCAGCAUUUCAAACAGACGCUCUCGUUCUCCGUCUAAUAGCGACGGACACUGCUGGUACCACCGAAAAUUUCAGCACAAGGCCACGAAGUGCACCAGCCCAUGCUCCUGGAAGCAGGAAAACGGAAACGACAGGCAGUAAUGACGGCUGCUGACUGUCCAUCUUCGGGCCGCCGUCUAUUUAUUACCGACAAAACCAGCAAGGUCCGCUAUCUACUGGACACCGGAUCGGACAUAUGUUGCUAUCCUCGAAAAUUUUUUCGUGGGAAGAUUGCUCCCAGCGAAUAUCAACUAAGCGCAGCCAAUGGUAGUGCCAUUAAGACCUACGGUACUCAUAGUCUGAGUCUCGAUUUUGGGCUGCGAAGGGAUUUUCGCUGGCAAUUUGUGGUUGCCGAUGUGAGCAUCCCCAUUAUCGGUUCAGAUUUUAUGGCCCACUACCAUCUUCUUCCCGAUUGCCGAAAUAGGCGCUUGCUUGAUGGUGUAACUGGACUUGCAGUUCCCACAUCUAUAGCAUUUGUCGAUCAGGAUUGUGUUAAAGUAAUUGUGAACUCCGGAGCUAGGUCUCCCUUCAAUCAGAUGCUUACGGAAUUUCCCACCAUUACUCGACCCCCUGGGAUCCAUAGGAAAAUUAAGCACAGUACGGUGCAUUUUAUAAAAACUACUGAAGGGCCUCCCGUAUCUUGUCGCCCCCGUCGCCUUGGCCCCCAGAAGCUUUUGGCUGCGAAGAAGGAGUUUGGGGACAUGGUCAGAUGUG